AUGGCUACAAACUGCCCUGAGGGUGAAUACCGGGAUCCCUUGGUCAAAAGUUGUUUGGCCUGUCGUGCUGUAUGCAUGAAACCACAGAUUAUCCCAAAAUGCAGCAGAUACUGCGUAUCAGAACAUUGUAAGUCACAGCCUGGCCACUACUACGAUGGUCUGCUGAAGAAAUGUGUGAGCUGUUCUCAGGUGUGUGGCAGACAUCCAGCAGAAUGCUUCCAAUUCUGUCAAAGUCUUACACCACAUGAACGGAUGACUGAGCCAUUUGUCACGAUGGCUCCAUCAAUUCCCAUGACCACUAAUAAACUCCUGGUUAAAAUUACCUCACACAUCCCGAAUAAAAUCCCAGAAAGUUCCAAAGGGUUUGUAGUAUCGACGGCACUGGAAGACCCCACCAUCGUCCUCUACUCCCUCCUGGGUCUAUGCAUGGUGUUGCUGCUGUCUAGCUUGUCUCUAGCCCUGGCAGUUUUGAUAAGGGGAGGCAAGUCCAAAAAGUCCAAACAAGGACCUAAAGCAGCUAAUCUCAUGCAGGAGCUUGUGGUCCAGCCAGGCCAAGAGGUUGGUCAGCAAGGUGGUCAGCCAGAGCGACUCUCCAAAGAUUGUGUACCAAUUUCAAGCCUUCCCACCGACCGUGAGCCACUGGAGGACUCCAGCCCUACUGAGACCUGUGUUUGUGUCCACUGCUUCCCUGAUCUGACAGCACUAAGCCAGAGCAAUGACAGGCCAAUGAGAGCACCUUUCUCUUUCUGCCAGCAAGCUGUCCUCCAGCUGCCCCAGGUCCAAAAGGGAGGCCCCCGCUACCCUGAGGAGAGCUUACACAUCUCUGGACUGGAAGCACAGGAGGAGGCGGCAGUGGGAUGA
This is a messenger RNA of Scomber japonicus (chub mackerel), 861 nucleotides long. Its product is annotated as tumor necrosis factor receptor superfamily member 13B. Gene Ontology annotation, molecular function: protein binding. Bases 1 to 861 code for a protein of 286 amino acids. Gene Ontology annotation, cellular component: plasma membrane. The record is from RefSeq and is a predicted model, not a curated record. NCBI's taxonomy places the organism in Eukaryota, Metazoa, Chordata, Actinopteri, Scombriformes, Scombridae. The transcript has 4 exons.